GAGCGAGACAAACGGAUACAAGUUUUACUCUUAAUCAAACAAACCAUAAAACAUUCCAAAUGCGCUGAAACCGAAAACUUAUCUUACAGUCGCGUUCCACCUCGCAUUCCGUACGAAUCGCUACCGCCGUCGCAGUCCAACGAAACCGGAAAAUGUCGGUGGCGCAGCACCUGAUUAUUGUUACAGUGGGCCUGCUGCUGGGAUUCCUGAGACCCACUUCCGCGGGAGUUCCCCUGCCGCGGUACGAGGCCAUGCUCAAGCAGCAGUCGGCGGUGGAGGAUCCCUCUCUGGGCCUCUACGAUGACACCGACAAGGUGGUCCGCCUGAAUGUGGACAACUUCAAUGCCACGGUGCUGGACCAGAACCGGGGGGCGCUCGUCGAGUUCUACAACACAUAUUGUGGGCAUUGCCGGAGAUUUGCGCCCACCUACAAGGUGAUCGCGGAGCACCUGUUGCCCUGGUCCGAGGUUCUCAUUGUCGCCGCCAUCGAUUGUGCGGCGGAGGAGAACAACGGCGUCUGCCGCGACUACGAGGUGAUGGGCUAUCCCACACUGCGGUAUCUUGGACCCGGUUUCCAGCCCAGCGCCCAGCACUAUGGCCAGAGCCUGCUGACGCAGGAUGAGAACGAGAUACGGGGACUGCUGGCGGGCAUGUUGGCGGCGGAGAACAUGACCAGCAGUCACAACAACACCCUCUGGCCCAGCUUCCACACCAUCACGGAGAGUGAUUCCGCGUCCAGCCUUUUCGAGGGUCUCAGCAGUGUCAAGCAGUAUGUGGCCGUGAUCCACGAGCCGGAAAACUCUACGGUGGGCAUUGAAACCGCUCUGUUCCUGCUUAAUUGGCCAGCGGUGGAAGUGCGCCGCGUUCAGGACGCCAAGGUGGCAGCCAAGUUCAAGAUUGAACCCACAAACCUGUCCCUGAGUCUGGUGGAUCGCAAGGGUGUGAUUACAGCCUACGCGGCGGAAAAUGCGGACAGUGCUUCCUACGCCAAAAAGAUCGAGGAGGUGCUACGGCAGAAGAACAUCACACCCAGGCCGGCAAAGCUGGUGCAACCGCGGACCACAGUGGCCACAAAGACCGCGGAGCAGAACGAUCUCAUCAAGGAGGUGCAGCGGAACAAGCAUUUCGUCUACCAGGCUGAUCUCGAGCAGGCCAUUCGCACGGUGCUGCACAACGAGGUGGCCAAGGUGGCCGAGAUCAGUGGCGAGCGGCUGCUUGCCCUUCAACGCUUCCUGACCGUGCUGCAGCGCUACAAUCCCCUGGGAGCCAACGGCCAUAAGCUGGUCAACCAGUUGAAGGACUAUGUGGUGCAGUUCAACGAGCAGCUUUCAGGAGAGCAGUUCGAGCAGGAGCUGAAGCGACUAGAGGCCCACCUCUUGCCCGUCUACUCCUCUACACACUUUGUGGGUUGCGCUGGCUCCAAGCCGCGCCUGCGAGGCUUUAGCUGCUCCUUGUGGACUCUCUUCCACUUUAUGACAGUGCAGGCUGAGUCUAACGAGGAUUCAUCGGAUCCGCUGGAAGUCCUGCAGGCCAUGCAUGGCUACAUCAAGAACUUCUUUGGCUGCACCGAAUGCGCCGAGCACUUCCAGGCAAUGGCAUCGAGACGCAAAAUCUGGAGCGUGCCGAACAAGGAGGAGGCGGUUCUCUGGCUGUGGGCUGCUCACAAUGAGGUGAACCAGCGGCUGGCUGGCGACGAUACCGAGGAUCCGGAAUUCCCCAAACAGCAGUUUCCCAGCCCCAACAGCUGUCCCGAAUGCCGCCGGUCGCCAGAUACCAAAUCAGAGAACCUGGAGAUUGAGUGGAAUAAGGACGCCGUAUUGGGCUUCCUCAGGAAUAUACACAAUCCGCAGUUUGUCAGCCGCUAUGGCAUCCAGCGGGAGGAGCUGCUGCAUCCAUCGGUGGAUAAGAUGCGGCAAAAGCGUCAAAUAUCCAGCGUCUUCACCGACAUGGACAUGCGUAUGGGCAUGCUGCUGUACGCCUUCUGCAUUGUGAUGAUGGUGCUGGCCUUCAAGCUGUUCGCUUUUAAGGGAUACCGCAAGAAGCCCUAUGGACACGACCUGCUUGGCAAGGUGUAGGAUGGACGGAUGGAUAAUCCCCGACAAAGCUUCCGCUAAUUCUAGAAAAAGACACCGAUACCAUGACCACCUCUCAGCAGAAUGUUUUUGUUUUUUGUAAUCGUGGCACUCAGCGUUAGGAUUAAGAUAAAAGUGUGUGUUGUGUAUAUAUAAAUAUUAUGAGCAUUAUCUUCCAGUUGUAGUCCCUAAAAAACAUAAUCGCUUUUUUACAACGACAAAGAUGCACCAAAUGUGAUUUUUUUCACUCCACAAGUAAACGCUACCCUGUGUGCAUUUGAAUAAAAAAAUACAUAUUAAACCAAA
Messenger RNA from Drosophila kikkawai, 2378 nucleotides. It is a transcript of the gene Qsox1, whose product is annotated as Quiescin sulfhydryl oxidase 1. Gene Ontology annotation, cellular component: Golgi membrane. Gene Ontology annotation, biological process: protein folding. The record is from RefSeq and is a predicted model, not a curated record. NCBI's taxonomy places the organism in Eukaryota, Metazoa, Arthropoda, Insecta, Diptera, Drosophilidae. Gene Ontology annotation, molecular function: protein disulfide isomerase activity; flavin-dependent sulfhydryl oxidase activity.